AUGAAGCAACUAAUGCGGGGUCAUUUUCUUCCAACUGAUUAUGAACAAAUGUUGUAUCUCCAAUACCAGCAUUGUACACAAGGGGCGCGAUCCGUCGGUGACUAUACCGAAGAAUUUUACAGGUUGAGUGCGAGGAACAACCUGAGGGAAUCAGAUAACCAAUUAGUUGCUCAAUACACGGGUGGAUUGAAGGAAUCCUUGCAGGACAAAUUGCAAUUGAAUUCGUUAUGGACCCUUUCGCAGGCCGUGAAUUUCGCGCUUAAGGCGGAGUUGCAAUUGUCCAAGCAAUCAAAGAAUUACUCUUCUCGGCGCCAAUUCGCUGAAAAUUCGAGUGAGCCUCGAAAUUAUACGCCGUCCAAACCUGGAUCAUCUGGAUCGUUAACAAGCGCCACUGCAGCUCCUAUCCCAGAUAACAGGGCAUAUUCAAAACCACGACAACUUCCCAGGGACAACCCCUAUGCUAAGCCCACAAAUCUAAAAUGUUUUCGUUGUUUUCAGCCUGGCCAUAAAUCAAACGAGUGUCCGACGAGACCUCAAAUUCAAAUAGUGGAAGGAGACAAUAAUGAGGCAGUUGAACGAAGUCCUGAAAUCACUGAAGAUGUUUUUGAAGAGCUCAUGCCUGACGAUGGAGAGGCCGUUGUCUGCAUAUUGGAACGACUGUUGUUAGCCCCUCGACAACCUGUAACGUCACAACGAAAUGCCAUUUUUUGCACUCGUUGUACCAUCGGAGGAAGGGUAUGUGAGCUAUUGAUCGAUAACUGCUGCACUGAGAACGUGGUAUCUCGGUCCCUAGUGCAGGCAUUGCAACUGAAAACUACAAAGAACCCACAGCCGUAUAAAAUUAGCUGGGUUAAAAAGGGGGUUGAAAUCUCUAUAGUUGACAUGUGUAGGGUCAAUUUUUCUAUCGGCAAAAGCUACACCUGCGAAGUUCUAUGUGAUGUCAUCGACAUGGAUGUGUGCCACAUGAUUUUGGGCUAUCCGUGGCAGUACGACAACGGGGUUGUGUAUGAUUGUCGCCAAAACACGUACUCAUUUGAAUGGAAGGGUCGGAAAUUGAGAUUGUUACCACAUACCCCGGUGCCCAAUACCAAUCCCGUUAAGGACAAAGCUGUCCUUAACAUUGUAUCAGGUGCUACACUCCUUGCUGAUGCUCACUCAUAUAUGUAUGCUCUGGUGUCCGUCGACCAAUUCCCCAGCCAAGCGCAAUGCAAUCAGCCACCGCAGAUUGCUAAGCUACUUCAGGAGUUUCACGAUAUCAUGCCAUCCGAGCUACCACCAGAUCUUCCACCUAUGCGCAUGAUACAACAUCAAAUUGAUUUGGUACCCAGAGCCAACUUACCAAAUCUUCCACAUUAUCGGAUGAGUCCGAAGGAACACGAUUUGUUGCAAGAGAUGGUUGAUGAUUUGCUUAGACAAAAAUUAAUCCAACCCAGUCUCAGUCCUUGUGCAGUGCCGGCCUUAUUAGUUCCAAAAAAAGACAACAAAUGGUGCAUGUGCAUUGAUAGCCGGGCUAUCAACAAAAUCACUACAAAAUUCAGAUUCCCUGUUCCUCGUAUUGAAGAUAUGUUGGACAAGCUCACAGGUUCGCGGGUCUUCUCCAAGCUCGACCUCCGCAGCGGGUAUCAUCAAAUCCGCAUCCGGUUUGGGGAUGAAUGGAAGACGCCAUUCAAGACCAAGCAAGGAUUAUUCGAGUGGCGUGUGAUGCCCUUCGGAUUAUGUAACGCUCUCGCCACUUUUAUGCGCCUAAUGAACGAGGUACUCAAGGAACACCUCAACCGUUUUUGCGUUGUUUAUUUCAAUGACAUCUUGAUAUACAGCCCUUCAUUUGAGGAUCAUAUCAGACACCUCACUAAGGUGUUACAGACAUUACGAGAACACCAACUUUACUUGAAUUUGUCUAAGUGCGAAUUUGCUACAGCUCAAGUUUAUUUCUUGGGUUUCAUUGUUUCGGCUGAAGGAGUGGCUACUGGUCCGCGCAAAAUCUCAGCUAUACGUGAUUGGCCAAUCCCCCGCACUAUGUUUGACGUUCGAAGCUUUCAUGGACUCGCUAAUUUCUAUCGACGUUUCAUUAAAGGAUUUAGCAUCAUCAUGGCACCCAUCACAGACUGUUUAAAAUGUAAACAGCUGAAUUGA
This is a messenger RNA of Dendrobium catenatum, 2133 nucleotides long. RefSeq lists its product as uncharacterized. Lineage: Eukaryota; Viridiplantae; Streptophyta; Magnoliopsida; Asparagales; Orchidaceae. The record is from RefSeq and is a predicted model, not a curated record. Gene Ontology annotation, molecular function: zinc ion binding; nucleic acid binding. The transcript has a single exon. The coding region runs from base 1 to 2133 and encodes 710 amino acids.